Messenger RNA from Fomitopsis serialis, 521 nucleotides. RefSeq lists its product as uncharacterized. The coding region runs from base 248 to 439 and encodes 63 amino acids. Lineage: Eukaryota; Fungi; Basidiomycota; Agaricomycetes; Polyporales; Fomitopsidaceae. The transcript is spliced from 5 exons. The record is from RefSeq and is a predicted model, not a curated record.
GGCCAUACCCAUGAAGUCAUGCUCGACUCCGAGUCGGAUGUAGCUUAUUGUGAAGCAACGAGGAUUCUGGCAUGUCCGAGUUGACGAAAAUGCAGCCCGCCGAGGGUCCGGACUCCGUUCGAAGUGACAGUGUGCCGGUAAGUGCUCUCAUUUAACAUUAGUGUGCGUUGCUCACGAACACAGCCCCGGACGUCAAGUAUCAGUGUCAUAGACUCGUAACGGCCAUGUGGUUGUUGCGUAUCCGCAUAUGGUCAACAGGCAUGAAGUAGUACGAGGAUACUAUAGCACUCCCACGUUUGAUGUGCCUAAUGAGUCGCACCUUCUGUACUCGGCCAACGGAGUACUGGUAGUACAACUAAUGGCGGCGCAGGCGGGUGUCACCCGAUGCGCGAGUGAGCACUUGUCACGUCAAGUUAGAGCUGUGUCGUCCACGGCGUGAGGAUCCUGCGGCUGGCAUAUUCCCAUUGACGUGUCCGAUUAAUGUGCAUAGUCGGGUAAUGAACAUUGUCAUUUGAGCCGUA